AUGUCGCUGUGCACCGUCGUCGAGCUGGCUCUCCAGUUUGAGAGCUUUCGGAACGUCGACCUCUUCCACCAAGGCCUCUACCACCUGAAGACCCGCAUCUAUCGAGAUGACGAGGGCCGGUCCUUGGCCUGCCCCUACAGCUACCUCAAGGGCCCUUCUAUGGCCAUGGAGCCGCCAAAGGGCAAGCCCCGGGUGGACCACCACAACUUGAUCCCGGCGCACCUCAACGAAGAGAUGUACACCUUCUCCACGCGUAGCUUCCUCAUCCGCUACUGCGAGGAGGAGGUCGAGCUUGGGGACGUCGGCCAGUUCCGGAUCGAGCUCAGCCCCUCCGAGCUGGAGCGGCGGAAUCCCCUUCUCCUCGAGGUGGAGCUCAUGUUUGCGGACCUCACCCAGCAUCCCUCUGAGCCUCUUGGUGAUCAGCCAGACGUGGAGUCGGCAGAGUUCCGCUGCGUCUCUACGCAGAUCCUGCGACUCCGCGGUGUGGAGAGGGGCUUGCACGACUUCUGCCCCGUCGUGUUCGACGAGUGCCACUUCUGCCUGCUGAACUUGGCGGUGCAUUCGGCCGUGGUGGAUCUGCGUUUCCGCGUCCGCCCGGCGUUGCGGAAGGCGGCGGCCACGAAGCCCAAGGUCGCGGGCCCGGCCCCUAGGGGUGCGAAGGAGUCGGAGGCGCAGGACCUCCGGGGAACCGGGAGCCAGACCUCCAGCUGCCCCAGCAGAAGCUUUUCUCGGCCGUACGCUGCCAUGGCACGUUCCUCCGCCUCCCUGCUGAUUGCCCUGGCGGCCGGCGCGCUGCUUGCCAAGAACAUGGGUCUGGAUUUUGUGGGUAUGCGGCCCUCCGUCCGAAGCUCCUCCGUGGCCAUGAGGGCGGAGGAGGGUGAGGAGGUCGAAGAGAAGGUCAUCGCCGAGGGCGACCGGCUCAGGCUCAAGGUCCAGUCGGCGGAGGGCGACGCGAUCCGGGAGGCGGCCUCCGAGGUCAUCCUCCCCAGCGCCAGCGGCCAGUUGGGCAUCUUGGCCAACCACGCCCCCAUGAUGUCCGCCCUCGACGUGGGUGUCCUCCGCUACAAGCAGGAUGGCAAGUGGACGCCCGUGGUGGUCAUGGGUGGCUUCGCCUCCGUGGACUCCAAUCAGCUCUCGGUCCUCUGCAACGACUUCGAGGCACAUGGGAGGAGAAGCACACUGUGCAUGCGUCCACAGUGGUUAGGGUUUAGGGUUUAG
Symbiodinium natans is the source of this 1218-nucleotide messenger RNA. Lineage: Eukaryota; Dinophyceae; Suessiales; Symbiodiniaceae. The record is from the annotation of a GenBank genome assembly.